Trichoderma asperellum CBS 433.97 is the source of this 2559-nucleotide messenger RNA. RefSeq lists its product as uncharacterized. The record is from RefSeq and is a predicted model, not a curated record. NCBI's taxonomy places the organism in Eukaryota, Fungi, Ascomycota, Sordariomycetes, Hypocreales, Hypocreaceae.
AUGUUCAAACUGCGGCUGGGCUGGUACGCCGGGGUGUCGACUGCCCUGGCGGGUGGCGUCAUUCUCUCGGCAUUUCACCAGCGUGCCAACUUCUACUCGGCUAUGGUGUACCUUGCGCAGAGCAACUUCUGUCUGCUGGUUCUGGUCAAUUUCACAUUGUUCUUGUACACUAGUUUCAUCUAUGCCUUGACGCAGAUAUGCUUUGGCACGCUGCGCGCGAUCGAGGUCGAGCAACUUACCGAACGAGCAUGGUUUGCCAUCACCGAGACAUGUCUGGCCAUGACAAUCUUUCGAGAAGAGAUUGGCGCUUGGUUCCUCGUCAUGUUCACGGCAUUGGUCACGGGAAAGGUCUGGGGCUGGAUUGGAGACGGCCGUGUAGACUUUCUGGAGCAGCAACCCCCUACGAAUCCCCGACUCUUCCACCUGCGCCUCAGCGUCUCCCUUGCGGCUAGUUUCAUUUACGACAUCUGGAUACUUCGAUAUACUGUCCUCACCGUCAUUCAGCAGGCGAGGCCGAAUAUGAUGGUCAUGUUCCUGUUUGAGUUUGCCAUCCUGGCCACCAACUCUGGAAGAACGGGAUUUCGCUACUUGGUAUCCAUCACGGAACAGCGCAUCCUCGAGCUGCAGACCCGCAAGCUUUUGGCGGAGCGAAAGGCCGAGAUCAGCCGCCAGCGAGAUGAGAUUAUUCGUCAACGCGAAGCAGCCGCUGCAGCUGGGGAGCCAGCUCCGGAGAAUGAAGAACCUUUGCCCAAUCCUGAUGAUAUUGACGAAAUGGACAUUGAAGUGCCCGGCUGGUCGGCCAAGGGUGAGCUGAUUCUUUGGUUGGACUUGGUGACUGACUUUGCCAAGCUGGGAAUUUACAUCUCCUUCUUUAUGAUGCUUCUCAUGUUCUAUGGUCUUCCUAUUCAUAUUAUGCGGGACUUGUUUAUGACAACGAGAGACUUCUUGAAGAGACUCAAUGCGCUUUUACGCUACAGACGGGCUAUUCAAGAAAUGAAUAAAUACGCAGAUGCUACUGUGCAAGAUCUCGCACAAGAGAACACAUGCAUCAUUUGCCGUGAGGAAAUGCGUUUCUGGGAUCCUGCAGAGAACGUAGGUGUUGUCGACCGCGUGCGCCCCAAGAAGCUCCCCUGCGGUCACAUUCUACAUCUUGGCUGCCUCAGAAGCUGGCUGGAACGGCAACAGGUGUGCCCGACAUGUAGAAGCCCUGUCACAGGCGAACAACCACGACCUCGUAAUGGUCGUCGUCAAGCUGGUCUCAGAAUACAAUUCGGUCAGGCGCCGCAACGCGGCCAGAAUCAACGCGGAAAUGAAAACGACAAUAGAAACAACGAUAACGGUAUACAAGGCGAUGGGCAAGAUGGAGCUGCGCCUCAUCCUCAAGGGGGACGGGCCGGCGGACAGCCCCGUGUCUUUACUCUUGGUCCAAUAAGAGUUGGAUUUGGAGCUAAUGACCAGCAAGUGCGCCAACUCGCUCAACAGUUUGGCAUGCCGCAAAUUGCUGGUGGCCAGGAACAAAACCCAGUUACGACAGCCUCUCAGAAUCAGUCCCAGUUGCCUCCAUCGGGUGAUAGCCUUCAACAGAUCGGAACUCUCUUACAGCAGGCGGAGCAGAUGUUGCAACGCGAAUUGCAGAACUUACAAAAUACGCAACAAGAACUACAAAUCGCCAACUUGCUCAACAAUGAGAUCCAACGGCUUCGUCAGCGACGACUGCAGCCACAGGACGCCGCGCAGAACGGCCAGGGCCAAUUCCCUGCAUCAUUCAAUCAACCACCUGGGGGUCUUCCUCCAGUAGGCCUACCACCGUUGCCCUUACAGGUACCUCAGCUUGGUGGUUUGGCACCAUUUCCUCCACCCUUUCCGGGCAUGCCGCCAAGAAUGAACAGCCCAUUGAUGACUCGGCACGGAGCUGGCCCCUCCACGACAGCAAUCCCUGCCGGUAGCUCUGAGUUGCCAGAGGGACUGGUGCUGCCCCCUGGGUGGUCCUUGACGCCUCUACAAAGGCUGGAUAAUGCUCAGACUGCACCGCAAUUUCCUCCUCAGACCACUGGUGUACCUCACACUGGAGAUCUUACAAACGGAAGCCAGGCUGCAUCAAUCUCAAUACGGCCAACACCGACGGUGCCGCAUAAUCAAGAGACCGCGCGGGCUGAAUCUUCGCCAUUCCCCGCUCCUGCUCCCAAUGCUGCGAGGCUACAAGGAGAUCAACUCCCAACUCCUGUAACUUCGUCAGAUCACCCUCCCGUAGUGUCACCCAGCCCAAUGUUGCCAAAUUGGGGCGGGUCCAACCAGCUCUUCGGAAGCGGAUCUCGUCUAGACCAAGGAGACACGGCUAGCCAAGCAAGUACACAGGCAGCCCCGCAAAUAGAGACUGAAAACGUACCGGAAAGCAGCAGCAGCAAUGCCCAUGAAUCUGUACCCGAGACGGAUCUCAAAAGGGAACCGAGUAUCUUGGAGCUUGAACAGAACGAAGCGGCUCAAACGGAGGAAGAGCCGUCUGACAAGGGAAAGGGCAGAGCUGUUACUGUGGAAGAAGCUGAUGAUGAGGAAGAUUGA